Messenger RNA from Nerophis lumbriciformis (worm pipefish), 6336 nucleotides. The record is from RefSeq and is a predicted model, not a curated record. Lineage: Eukaryota; Metazoa; Chordata; Actinopteri; Syngnathiformes; Syngnathidae.
AAAUGCUGCUGGACCAAUCACAUCUGUGUUUACACCAUCACCUGUCAAACGCACACCCUCUGCUAGAUUUCUCUCAGUAAAGGAGCUAAAAAACAGACUCACACUGAAACGCCUACGGUAGCUGCUAACGGGACGGACUCUCUGGCAAUCGACCUUUGCAGUGGAAUAGCGGAAUAAGUCUUGAACCAUGAGCUCUGUGGCAGUUUUAACGCCCGAGAGCUUUGCGGAGCACCGCAGUGGCCUGAAGGACCAGGAGAUGAUGGGCUGUGUCCCGGAGGAUGAGGCUUACAUCCCCACUUACUUGGAGGCCUUCCCGCCACUGCCAGAGAAGGGGGCACCGGGGGAAAAGGCUGGGGAGGUAGCCCCUGCCUGGGGGGGAAAGAUCAGACCGAUCAAAGCUUCUGUCAUCACCCAGGUGUUUCAUGUGCCACUUGAGGAGCGCCGCUACAAGGACAACAGCCAGUUUGGGGAGGGUGAAGAGGCCAAAGUGUGCUUGGACAUCAUGCAGCGGACCGGAGCCCACAUUGAGCUGUCCCUGGCUAAAGACCAAGGCCUGUCCAUCAUGGUCACCGGAAAACUGGACUCUGUAAUGAAGGCUCGCAAGGAAAUUGUAGCACGACUGCAGACUCAGGCCUCAGCCACCAUCAGCAUCCCAAAAGAGCAUCAUCGCUUUGUAAUUGGGAAGAAUGGCGAGAAGCUGCAGGAGCUGGAGCUGAAGACGGCCACCAAGAUCGCUAUUCCACGCCCUGACGACCCCAGCGCCAACAUUCGCGUCACCGGCACUAAGGAGGGUAUCGAGAAGGCUCGUCAUGAGAUCCUUCUGAUCUCAGCUGAGCAGGACAAGCGUGCAGUGGAGCGCCUCUCCCUGGAAAAGGUCUUCCACCCCUUCAUUGCUGGCCCACACAACCGACUAGUGCAGGAGCUGAGUCAGGAGACAGGCGCACGCAUCAGCGUCCCCCCGCCCAGCCUGCCAAAAGACGAGAUUGUCAUCACUGGGGAGAAGGAGGGUGUUGCCUUGGCACUCAGCCGCAUUCGAGCCAUCUAUGACGAUAAGAAGAGGAAGACUACCACCAUUUCCGUAGAGGUGAAGAAGACGCAGCAUAAAUACAUUAUUGGUCCAAAGGGCAACACCUUGCAGGAAAUUCUGGAGGCUACAGGGGUGUCGGUAGAGAUUCCCCCACUAGAUUCAGGCUCAGAAACCAUCAUCCUCAGGGGGGAGCCUGACAAGCUGGGACCGGCCCUCACACAGGUCUAUGCCAAGGCAAAGAGUGUGAUGCUGGUGGAGGUGACGGCCCCGGCCUGGCUGCAUCGAUUCAUCAUCGGCAAGAAGGGACAGAACAUUGGGCGGAUAACACAGCAGCUGCCCCGGGUUCAUAUUGAGUUUACAGAUGGCGAGGAGCGUAUCAGCCUGGAGGGACCGACUGAGGAGGUAGAGCUGGCUCAGGACCAGAUACAAGAGAUCAUCAAGGACCUGCUUGUGAGGAUGGACUACACUGAGAUCAGCAUAGAUCAGCGUUUCCACAGACACCUCAUCGGGAAGAACGGUGCCAAUAUCAAUCGGAUCAAGGAACAGUACAAGGUAUCAGUAAGAAUCCCGCAGGACUCUGAGCGAAGCGGCUUGGUUCGGAUUGAAGGAGAUCCAAAAGGCGUCCAGUUGGCUCGCAGGGAACUCACAGAGAUGGUCCAAAGAAUGGAGAACGAGAGGACCAAAGACCUAAUUGUGGAGCACAAGUUCCAUCGGACAAUCAUUGGCCAGAAGGGAGAAAAGAUCAAGGAAGUUCGAGACAAGUUCCCUGAGGUUAUUAUCAACUUCCCUGACCCAGCGCAAAAGAGCAACAUUGUGCAGCUAAGAGGACCCAAAAGUGAGGUGGAGAAGUGUGCCAAGUUUCUUCAGAAGAUGAUUGCUGACCUGAUAGAGAACAGCUUUUCGCUCUCCAUUCCCAUAUUCAAGCAAUUUCACAAAAACAUUAUCGGCAAAGGGGGCGCCAACAUCAAAAAGAUCCGUGAGGAGACCAACACUAAGAUCGACCUGCCCACAGAAAACAGCAACUCUGAGAUGAUCGUCAUCACAGGCAAGAAGGGCAACUGUGAUGCUGCAAGAGAACGUAUCCUCGCCAUUCAGAGAGAAUUAGCCAACAUUAAAGAGGCAGAAGUCACCAUCCCAGCCAAGCUUCACAACUCCCUGAUUGGUUCCAAAGGCUGCCUGGUUCGCUCGGUCAUGGAGGAAUGUGGUGGCGUCCAUAUCCACUUCCCCUCUGAGGGUUCUGGCUCAGACAAGGUCACCAUCAGAGGGCCUGCUGGGGAGGUGGAAAAGGCCAAAAAGCAACUGCUGCAGCUGGCUGAGGAGAAGCAAGUCAACAACUUCACAGUUGAACUGCAGGCCAAACCCGAGUACCACAAGUUCCUGAUCGGCCGAGGCGGGGCCAAUAUCCGUCGCGUACGGGACAAGACAGGCGCCCGCAUCAUUUUUCCGUCGCCUGAUGACAUAGAGCAGGAAAUCAUCACCAUCGUUGGGAAAGAGGAAGCAGUUCGUCAGGCACAGAAGGAACUAGAAAGCCUGGUGCAAAACCUGGACAAUGUAGUGGAGGACAGCAUGGACGUAGAGGUCCGCCACCACCGCCACUUUGUGUGCCGGAGAGGUCAGGUUUUGCGGGAGCUGGCUGAGGAAUAUGGUGGUGUGGCAGUGAGUUUUCCCCGCACGGGGGUCAACAGCCAAAAGGUUUUUCUGAAGGGAGCCAAAGACUGUGUGGAGGCAGCCAAGAAACGCAUCACAGAGAUCAUCGAGGAGCUGGAGUCUCAGGUGAGUGUGGAGGUGGCGAUCCCUCAGCGCUACCACCGCGCCAUUAUGGGGCCCAAGGGCAGUCGCAUUCAGCAUCUCACCCGUGAGCACGAGGUCCAGAUCAAGUUCCCUGAGAGAGAAGACGCUCUUGCAGGUCUUGAGGGUUCACCACAGGAGAAUGGUGACAUCCCUCCAGAGGUUGAGUUUGUGCCCCGUAAGUGCGACAUGAUCAUGAUUUCAGGUCGAGCCGAGAAGUGUGAGCUGGCCAAAGUUGCUCUGCUAUCCUUGGUGCCUGUCACGGAGGACGUGGAGGCGUCUUAUGAGCUUCAUCGCUACAUCAUCGGGCAGAAGGGCAGCGGAAUCCGAAAGAUGAUGGAGGAGUAUGAGGUGAACAUCUGGGUGCCACAACCAGAGAAGCAGCUAGAUGUCAUCAAGGUGACGGGCCUGAUCGCCAAUGUGCAGCGAGCUAAGCAGGGUGUGCUUGAGCGGGUGAAAGAACUCCAGGCGGAACAGGAGGACAGGAUGCUGCGGAGCUUCAAGUUAACCAUGUCUGUAGAUCCAAAGUUCCAUCCCAAAAUCAUCGGACGCAAGGGGGCGGUCAUAUCCCAAAUCCGAAAAGAGCAUGACGUCAACAUACAGUUCCCAGACAAAGGAGACGAACAGCAGGACCUGAUCGUCAUCUCGGGGUACGAGGGGAAGGCGGAAGAGGCAUGUCAGGCAAUUAGGCAGCUGGUGGCCGAGCUUCAGGAGAUGGUGAGCCAAGAUGUGCACUUGGACCCGAGGACCCACGCCCGGAUUAUUGGCGCCCGUGGUAAAGCCAUACGCAAGCUGAUGGAGGAGUUCAAGGUGGAUAUCCGCUUCCCCCCACCAAACUCUGACGAGCCUGACAAAGUAACUGUGACGGGGCUUCCCGAGACUGUGGACGGCGCUAUAGAUCACCUGCUCAAUCUUGAGGAAGAAUAUAUUCUCAGCAUGACGGAAACUGAGACGUUGGCAUCAUACAUGAAGCCUCCGUCGCGCUUCGGGGGAGGUAAGGGCGGAGUGGACGAUGGCAACGGGGGUGCGACAAAAGGCUUUGUGGUGCGCGACGCCCCCUGGAACGCCGCAGGGAACAAGGCUCCUGACAUGACCAGCGCAGAGGACUUUCCCACGUUUGGGACAGGCAUGGCCCCCAAGCAGACGUCCGCCUGGGGUCCCAAGAAGUUCUGAAAGCAAAUCCACGGAGACAACAGACAUCUAAUUGCUGCUCACCUUUCUUUCUCCCGAACCUUGCCGCAGUGCAUUCUGGGAGAUCGGUUAUUUUCUCUUCCUUCUUUGCGCCCUGAGAGAGAACAAGAAUGUCGCACUCUCUUUAACGUCCCGCUCUGCCUCUUAGCUGGCCUAACCAUUGCUGGUCCAUUUCUAAAAGGUUUUGUUUUCGUCUUGCACAGGCUGCCAAACUCAACUCACUGCUAAUUCUGUUCCUGUGCUUGGCAGCAUGCGUGUGUGCGUGUGUGUGUGUGUGUGUGUGUGUGUGUGUGUGUGUGUGUGUGUGUGCGCGCGCGUGACUGUAGGCUUGUGAAAAUUAUUUUUAGGCAAAUCGGCCACUGUAGUUUUCUUUUUUUUAAAAAGGACUCAUGAUGAGGGGAAGUCCUGCACUGAUCUCAUGUUCUGUUUAUUUAUUCUUGGGAAAAAAUAAGGAGCCAUUUUAUUUGGAGUACUGUGAUCUACUGUUUUUUUUAAAAGCACCCACUGUAGCGACUUUGUGUUUGCGGGUGAACAAUGUUCUUAAGAGUCUGGCAACACGAUAGGCAGUGGUUACUGUUUGUGUACAAAGAGUUUUUGCUAUUUUUUUCAACUGUGAGGGAUUUUUUGUUGGUGGUGUAUUUGAAGGUGUGUGUGUUUGUAUGAAGCUGAACCAAACUUGGACUGACAUAGUCUUUUAUUCUAAGAGCUCCUCAUUUAUGGCUUGAUAUUUUUGGCAACAUGCACUCAGUGGCUGCUUAGAGGUGGGCGAUACCACACAUUUAGAUAUUAACCCAACACCAGGUAAAUACAGGUGCCGAUACCAACUACUAUUACUAACUAAUUUUUACUUGGCAUUUUUUAUGAUCAUUGAAUGAGUUUGUGAUUUUAGCCUCUAAUUUGUUGAUCAUGAUUUUAAUCCGAAUAAAACCCCGGACAAAUAUUCUAGGCAAACCAUAAAAACAUACAAACCAAAUUGUCAUAUUAUUUAAUUAUAAUUGUUCUAAUAUUAUUAAUAUGAUUUAAUCAAAAUAUUACAAUUACCCCCUUUCCAUCCAUCCAUUUUCUACCGCUUAUUCCCUUUGGGGUCGCUGGAGCCUAUCUCAGCUACCUCCUUAAUACAUACAAUUGUUUGAACAAGGCAAUAGUGCUAAAUAAAAAAGAAAAGUGGAAACUACUAGGCCUACUACUUUAUUGAAUUUAAGCAACGCAAAAAACAAAAACAAAAGCAUACAGAUAUCCGUGAGUACAUUUAGAAGGGAAGCAAAAAAUAUGCUAGUACCGCUCAUGCUUUAGUAUCGAUAAUGUCAACUAUUGGAUCGAUCCGCCCACCUCAACUGGUUGCCAGCAAAAGAAACUUUUAUGAUAUACUAAUUUUUAAAGCGUGUGUUUAAGUUAUCAUUUGUAGCAAAGCUUAUGAUUCAAAGUAGUCGCGCAGCAAUGUGGCAAUCAUUUAUAUAUAUUUUUUAGUUAAAUAUUACAUUUGCGGUUAAUUUUGACACAUUUCGCAUUUGCCUAAGCAUGGCAUUAAAAUGUCAUCAACAAAUGUUCAUUUAAUAGUUCUUAAAUCAAAACCUUGAUUUAAACUGACUGCUUGAAAUAAUUUUAGAAUGUCUUACCUUAUGACUGAAGCUCUUGGUCAAGCACUUAAGAGUACAGUUUAAAAAACAUUGUUUUAUGUCGCCUACAAUCUCCCAUGAUGCUUAGCGACUACUCCCGCCAUGCUAGGUGAUGCUGGGUUAGCUGAGUAAAAUGCGUUUAAAAAAUAAAAUAAAAUAGUAACUCGAGUCGUUAGGCAAAUGAGAUUUAUCCAAAAUGAUCACAACUGUAGAUUUUAGGAGAAAAAAACCCUCAGGGUCGAAUUAUAAAGUCCAAUUUGUUGCAUAAAGUCUUUUAAUAGCUGAUGACAGGUUGAUGAAACAGACUAUGCAACCCAGGGAUGUACUGUAUGCUAGCAGGUGUUCUACUUCAUUACAAGUACUUAUUUUCAUUGUUUAGCUUUUUGUUUGUUUAGAGUUGUAGAAGUCUUGACUUUGCUUCUUCAUGCUUGCUGUCUGAUCUUAAAAGGCGGGACAGAGCUGCCCUCCACAGCAGCUAUAAUUUUCUGUGAAAAGCUACCAAGAAAAACACACUAUUGGCCUUAAUAAGUAAGAAGUCAACAGCAUUUUGACUAAAAGUGUGAUUGUGCAACUACUGCAAUAAAAAAUGUCAGAUGACUUUGUUUUUUACUUUAAAUAAAGUUUGACAGAAAAUAAGCAUGUUCUUGAAGGUCUUUUGUUUGACCUUUUUCUGGCCAAAACAAACAAAACUUUCUGUGCAUACUGUCAGUUUAU